GUGUAAAAUUUGAACCGUAGAGUAGGAGGGAAAUGGCUUCGUAGUUCAAACUCUCUCUCUCUUCCUGGACUGAGAAAAAGCACAACUGUUCCUUAUUCUUCUUCUAGGGUUUACACACAGAGCUGAGAGCUCUCUCAACUCAAGAUGAACAAGGAAGAUGAGCAUUUAGGAGGUUUAUCAGAGCAACAAAAAGUUCGAAUUUCUCAGAAUUUCAGAGCAGCCAAGGCCCUCCUUGCCCGCAAAAGGCCUCGCGACUCCACUAAUACCCACCAUCAGUUUCCUGACAGAUAUGCAGAUACAAAGAGAAUUGAAACUCCAGCACAGGUUAUUGGCAUCAAAAGGCUUCCUCUUUCAGAGAUUCCAAUGAACACACCUUCCCCAGCUUCCUUUAAGGGGUCGAAAAUACCAGGAGGUGAAUGUAACAUCAGUUCAUCUUCUAGGGGCAUAUCCGUUAGUAUGAUUGAUGAUAGUUUGAGUAUAAGGACAAUGGGUGUUGAUUUGGAGAAUGAGGCAGUUCCUAAUUCAUUUGAAACUCCAACAAGACAACUGGAAUGUAGUGGCAGUUUAUGCUCUGAUGCCAUAGUUGUCAACGGAAUUGAAUCGAUUGAUGAUAGUUUGAGUAAAAGGAAAACGGGUGUUGUGUUGGAAGAUCAGUCUGGGCUAAGUUCUUUUGUUACUCCAGUGAGACAACUGCAUUUUUCUGCCUUGUGCAAGUCUUCAUCUGUAUUUAGUGUUUUAGAUGAGGAUAUUGACAAUACCAUUUUGGAAGAAAUUGAUGCUCUAUGUGAGCAGAAGACAGUGGUAAACUCAGGAAGGGAGGAGUGCAGCGGUAAUUUUCAAAUGGAAAUUCAGUCUGUUGAAGAGAAUAGUUCGGAGCAAAAGACAAAUUUGAGUUCUGUUUUCCCAGAGUUGUUGAAAACUGAAGGCAUUAUGAAUUCAAGUGAGGAUCAAGAAUGUGGAGUAGGGGAAUUGAGGAUUUCAGUGGCUGCACAAAAUGGGAGUAUGCCAGAGGAAUCUGUGAAAUAUAUGGAUUCUCUGAAUGACAGGCAGCGGGAAGCUGCUUGUAGUGACAUUUCUAUCCCUUUGAUGAUUGUUGCUGGACCAGGAAGUGGAAAGACUUCUACGAUGGUUGGACGUGUUCUGAUGUUGCUUAAUGAGGGCAUUGGUCCAUCCAAUAUUCUGGCUAUGACUUUCACUACAGCGGCUGUUUCUGAAAUGAGAGAUCGAAUUGGAGCAGUGGCUGGAAAGGCAACAGCGAAAGAGCUUACAAUCAGCACAUUCCAUUCAUUUUCUCUGCAACUUUGUCGUUCACAUGCUGAAAAGUUAGGUCGCACACCAGAAUUCUUGAUAUAUGGGCAUGGGCAACAAAGAAGAGCAAUCAUUGAGGCUGUGAGGCUAUUGGAAAAUGGAAAGAAUAGGCAAAAUCAGGAUGCUCAUAGACAUGAUGAAGAGUUAAAAGAUGUAAAUUCUCCACAAUAUUUCAAAGAUAAGUCAAAGAAGUGGCAAAAGUUUGUAGCUCAAGCCAAAGCUUCUGGAAAGACUCCUGAAGAUUGCCAUAAAGUGGGUGAUGCCAUAGGGGCGGCAAUUCUUCAAAACUACAAUGACAUAUUAAGAACUUGUAAUGCUCUGGACUACCAUGACUUAAUCAACUGUUCAGUGAACCUGCUCAGUGAUUUUCCUGAAGUAUUUAAGGAGUGCCAGGAGUCAUGGAAAGCAAUUGUGAUAGAUGAAUUUCAAGACACAAGUAGCAUGCAGUAUGGUCUGCUGCGGAUUCUUGCAACUCAUAAACGCAUAACUAUUGUUGGUGAUGAAGAUCAGUCAAUUUUCAGUUUCAAUGGCGCUGACGUAUCUGGAUUUGAUUCAUUCCGUAAAGAUUUUCCAAACCACAAAGAAGUUAGAUUAAAUAAGAAUUAUCGGUCCACCCGCUGUAUCGUUGAAGCUGCAUCAUCUCUUAUAAAAAAUAAUUUGAACCGAGGCCAGCUAAAGAAUGUUCUCACUGAUAAUUCUUGUGGAUCUAAGAUUUCUGUAAAGGAAUGUUGUAAUGAGGUUGCACAGUGUGCAUUUGUUGUUGAUAAGAUCUUAGAAAUUACAUCUGAAGGUUCAUCUGCUAAGUGCUCUUAUGGCAAUAUUGCUGUUCUUUACCGGAGGCAGGUGUCAGGAAAAGUGUUUCAAGCAGCAUUCCGAGACAGGAAAAUACCAUUCAACAUUCAUGGUGUGGCCUUCUAUAGAAAAAAGGUAGUCAGAGCCAUAAUUGCUAUGCUUAGAACAACGUUGCCUGGUUGUGAUGAUGGUUCUUUUCGCCGAGUGUUCAAGGCUUUACUACCUUUUGACAAAGAAGAGAAGAAAAAGGUAAUUGAUCAUAUCGAUAAAAUAUCAACUGUAAGGAGAUGCAGCUUUGUUUCAGCUGCAUGUGACAUAUUUAGUGCAAAGAUUUCUGGUACAUUUAAAAGGAAUCAACUUACUCAAGGACGUAAGGUGUUGUUUUCACUAGACAUGAUAUCGAAUCUUGUUCAAAGGGAACACUCAAUUUCAGCUGUCAUAACUUCAGUGGCUAACAUGAUACCUCAGGUGCUCCAGUAUCUACUGGAUGAUGUCUCUGAGUUUUUGUCAACGCGAUUUAUUAUGCCAGAAGAGGGGAGAGAUAUCAUAGAGGAAGACAAAGGCUGCAUUAAUGUACUUAAAGCUUUUAUUGAUUAUAUAUCUGAAAGGGAGAGCGAAAAUUUUCGUUCAAGGAGACAUAACAAUAAAGAUGGUGUUACCCUGACUACCAUUCAUCAGUCAAAAGGCCUGGAGUGGGAUAAUGUUUUCAUAGUCAAGGUGAAUGAAUCUGAAAUCCCUUUGUCGCAUGAAUUCAAUGGUGUUCUGAAGGAAAAUUGCAAUUCAAUUGAGGAGGAGCGGCGAUUGCUAUAUGUGGCGAUGACUCGUGCUCGGAAAAAACUUUUCAUUCUUUAUGUUAUUAUGGACUCAAAUUGGCAGAUGCUUCAGCCAUCACGGUUUUUAAAAGAAAUUCCUGAUCAUCUUCGAGAGAUCCAGUCUGAGCUGAAUUCAAAAGAUCUACAAGAGAAGGACCAACAAAUUCAAACUGGAACUCACUGCAGCAUAUGGGCUGGUCUAUCAAGAGAAACGGAAUCUUCUGACGUAGAUAUAGUGCUGAAGGAUACUGUCAAGAUUCCAGUCCAUGAAGGUUCCAAAGAGUCAAUGGAAUCAAUGGAGGCAUGCUACGGGAAUAGUUUUUUGAAAAGAUUCAUUGUAGAGGACCGAGCAGUUGUUUCCCAUUUAUUCCAUCAAUGGGCCAAGAAGCCAGCAUUUCAAGACGCAAAGAGGUUACUUGACAAGUGUUGUUAUGCGGUUGGAUGGCUGGAUUCUCUAUCAAUGCUGUCUUUCAACAGAUCAUCUAUCAAUGUUUUAUCAGUAGUAACAACAGCUUGUUGCGUUGGCUUCGCAAUUGACGAACGCUUGAGAGUCAAGAAAAGCACACACAAGGAUGUUAUGCGUGAACUAAAGUCCUGCUUAAAGUGUGAUGAGGCAUUUCAAUAUGCACAAUAUGUUCUGAGGUGGGAACAAAUACCUGCUGAUAAGCGUGCUCAUUUGAUGAGGGAGAAACAGGAACAUUUUCAGAAACUAAGGAUUGAGAAUGCAAUGGGUUCAUCUGCCCCCACCUCUAAACAGAUUGCUUAUUUACAGAGCUUGGGAUGCACGGUGGUCCCUUCAUCACGUCUCCAUGCGUCUCGUUUGAUUGAGGAAUACAAAUCAUUGUAGCAAAUUUUGAUAGUUUUGCCUUCAUUUUCUUUCUUCUUUUGUUUUUUGCCUCAAUUUCCAAACUGAGGUUUUAUUUAUAGAAGAAUAACUUUUCGGACAAUUUUUUUUUUGUUACUGACUUGUUUCAAAAUUGUUGUAGACUAUUAACAAGUGAUGGAAUUGGACCUUAAGAAAUGUUAAUAAGGGCAAUGUGAUUUUUCUAAAUGCAUGAGAUUAUGCUGUGAAUUGGGAGCAAAGUAUUAACAUCAACAAUGAGUAUAUGGA
This is a messenger RNA of Camellia sinensis, 4023 nucleotides long. The record is from RefSeq and is a predicted model, not a curated record. NCBI's taxonomy places the organism in Eukaryota, Viridiplantae, Streptophyta, Magnoliopsida, Ericales, Theaceae.